This is a messenger RNA of Ochotona curzoniae (black-lipped pika), 2367 nucleotides long. It is a transcript of the gene TMEM145, whose product is annotated as transmembrane protein 145. Lineage: Eukaryota; Metazoa; Chordata; Mammalia; Lagomorpha; Ochotonidae. The record is from RefSeq and is a predicted model, not a curated record. The coding region runs from base 72 to 1763 and encodes 563 amino acids. The transcript has 15 exons. Gene Ontology annotation, biological process: G protein-coupled receptor signaling pathway; response to pheromone.
GCGCGCACUCGCCUCCAUCACCGGCCGGAGCGGGAGCCGGAGCGGAGCUGAGCCGGGGCCGGAGCGGCGGAAUGAAGCCCCCGCGCGCGCCCGCGCUGCGCCGCCUGCUGCCGCCGCUGCUGCUGCUCCUGUUGCCGCUGCUCCCCCGCGCCCGGGCCAAGUACGUGCGGGGCAACCUCAGCUCCAAGGAGGACUGGGUGUUCCUGACAAGAUUUUGCUUCCUCUCGGAUUACGGCCGGCUGGACUUCCGUUUCCGCUACCCUGAAGCCAAGUGCUGCCAGAACAUCCUGCUGUAUUUCGAUGACCCCUCCCAGUGGCCCGCCGUGUACAAAGCAGGUGACAAGGACUGCCUGGCCAAGGAGUCUGUGAUCAGGCCGGAGAACAACCAGGUCAUCAACCUCACCACACAGUAUGCCUGGUCAGGAUGUCAGGUGGUGGCAGAGGAGGGAACCCGCUACCUGAGCUGCUCCAGUGGUCGCAGCUUCCGCUCUGUGCGGGAAAGGUGGUGGUACAUCGCUCUCAGCAAGUGUGGGGGAGAUGGGCUGCAGCUGGAGUAUGAGAUGGUCCUUACCAACGGCAAGUCCUUUUGGACACGGCACUUCUCGGCUGAUGAGUUUGGAAUCCUGGAGACAGAUGUGACCUUCCUCCUCAUCUUCAUCCUCAUCUUUUUCCUCUCCUGUUAUUUCGGCUAUCUGCUGAAAGGCCGUCAGUUACUGCACACAACUUACAAAAUGUUCAUGGCUGCUGCGGGAGUGGAAGUCUUGAGCCUGCUGUUUUUCUGCAUCUACUGGGGCCAGUACGCCACUGAUGGCAUAGGCAACGAGAGUGUGAAGAUCUUGGCCAAGCUGCUCUUCUCCUCCAGCUUCCUCAUCUUCCUCCUGAUGCUCAUCCUCCUGGGGAAGGGAUUCACGGUGACACGGGGCCGCAUCAGCCACUCCGGCUCUGUGAAGUUGUCUGUCUACAUGACCCUGUACACGCUCACCCACGUGGUGCUGCUCAUCUAUGAGGCAGAAUUCUUUGACCCAGGUCAGGUACUGUACACGUAUGAGUCUCCCGCCGGCUACGGGCUCAUCGGGCUGCAGGUGGCAGCCUACGUGUGGUUCUGCUAUGCCGUGCUCGUCUCCCUGCGCCACUUCCCGGAGAAGCAGCCCUUCUAUGUGCCGUUCUUUGCGGCCUACACCCUCUGGUUCUUUGCAGUUCCAGUCAUGGCCCUCAUUGCCAAUUUUGGGAUCCCCAAGUGGGCCCGGGAGAAGAUCGUCAAUGGCAUCCAGCUGGGGAUCCACUUGUAUGCCCACGGCGUGUUCCUGAUCAUGACUCGCCCAUCGGCGGCCAACAAGAACUUCCCGUACCACGUGCGCACGUCGCAGAUCGCCUCAGCUGGGACCCCAGGACCAGGAGGGAGCCAAGCGGGGGACAAGGCCUUUCCUCAGCACGUCUAUGGGAACGUGACGUUCAUCAGCGACUCGGUGCCCAACUUCACGGAGCUCUUCUCCAUCCCCCCGCCCACCUCCUCCGCCGGGAAGCAGGUGGAGGAGACAGCGGUAGCGGCGGCGGUGGCCCCGAGGGGCCGCGUGGUGACCAUGGCGGAGCCGGGCGCAGCCUCCCCGCCCCCUCCCGCUCGGUUUCCCAAGGCGGCCGACCCGAGCUGGGAUGGCCCGACGCCCCCCUACCAGCCGCUCGUACCCCAGACGGCGGCGCCGCACACCGGCUUCACCGAAUACUUCAGCAUGCACACGGCCGGGGGCAACGCACCCCCGGUCUGAGCACCCCCGACCCUUUAGGGCCGUGCACCGGGCCCCGGCUGGGCUCCGGAUCGCCUCCCAACUCCCCAACACCCCCCACAACAGCCCCGAGUCCAGGGCUCGGCCAUCCUAGGCCUCCCGACCCUCCCCAGCCCAGUCCACGCUCCCCAACGGGGAGCGCUGCGUCCCGUCCCCCCCGACCCCCUCUCUUCUUGUGCCAAACGGUCCCGCGGGAGCCGCUCUCCCCAUCCCCUCCCUCAGCCCCUGCCCCGAAUGGCGCCGGAUUCUGGGCUCCCGCUCUUCCGUGAUCUCCGGCCCCCCGGCCCCCUCCGAGACCUCUGACCCCGCCGGACUCCGGAGCAUCCGUGACGACGCCCGCCGGGACGCUGCCCACGCGGACUCCCCAGGACCCGCGACCCCGAGCCGCCGAUCCCGGGACGGAGAUGGUGACGCCGGUCUCGACUCACAAACCCUCCCUCGGACCUGUGACCUCGGGCCCGCGGGCUGUCCGCUCCGGGAGCCUUCCCUCAGGCCCCUGGCAGAAAGACUCUCCCUCUCCCGCUCCCCCCAUUUCUCCCACCAUCUUGCCAAAAUAAAGGGGGUUCGUUGAGUUUUUAAUCUACAA